GGUACAGGGUUGGCACUGGGAGCCACGCAUGCGUCAUGAUGCUCUAGUUCAAAUCUAGAUCGGUGGCAUAGUGGUCAACCUAAUGGAUUUUUCACAAUAUCAAACGAAUGUACACACAUCCACAUUCAAUAUGCGCCAUUUGAAAAAGGCCUUUAUUUUGAAAUGACACAUGAAAUUGAGUUCUAACUUCCUGGGUGUCUUUCACUUGACCAGUGAGUUGGAUUUUCUAAAACAAUAAGAUAUAUUUCCGUGCCCUGUAUUUUCAAAUCAGCUUUGUUUUGGCAUCACCAUAAUACUCACAUUACACGAGCACUGCAGAUUUUUCGUUUUGGGUUGAGCUUGACUCCGGUAUUGUUUUAGAUGGUUAGAUUUAGGAGGGGAUGCUGGGGAAAGCAUUAUGUCAGUGACUGUCCUCACUAAGAUAGGAAGACAAACGUGUCAGUGUGCAGAUAAAAGUCCAGCUGCCUGCAACACCCAAUCACGUUGUCCCUCAGGGAUAGAAACCGCUUAUAAAGUAGAUGUGUGUUUUUAAUAUUCACAAGUUGAACUCGUGGCAAAAAUCAGCUAAUAAUGAAACAAGGGACUGAAAAACACAAUCUCAUGUUCUCAAAUCUUUUCCACCUGUGACAAUAGACUCCUGGAGAAAAUAACAUCCACAGAAUCUAUGAUUUUCACAAGGUUUGGACUUUGGUUGAAUUGAGUGAAGCAGAUCAUUCGUUGUUUUUCUUUUUUUUCACUAAUCCAUUCGUUCGUUGUUGCAACCCACUGUUUGUUUGUUUUUUCAUUAUUAGAACUUCCGGUUCGACUUAACUGCGGAACCUUAAUUAAUUAUCGAGGUCGGAACAUUAAGAUGUGACACAAGCGGAAGUGGAAGUAAAAGUAAACGCUGUUCAGUGCACUGUUUUUCAUUCAGUAGUGCUGCGGACGGUUGGGCACUGAUGGAGAAGCAACAGAAGUUGGACGACCAUGGCGAAGUUCCGGUGAUGGUCCUCACAGCUUUGGUCCAGUCCGGGCGAAGAGCAGAUGUUCAGCAGCCACCGGUGAAAGAAGAGGCUCAGGACUGGAGCUCCAGCCUGGACCAGGAAGAACCAGUACCUCCACACAUCAAACAGGAAGAGGAGGAGGAAGAUGUUUCUGGCUUCUCCUUCAAUAAUGUUGUGAAGAGUGAAAAGACAGAUGAAAAAUCGUCGCUCUCACAGCUUCAUCAGGGAGAGGAGGAGCCUCCUACCAAAAGCUCCACUCAACACUUGAAACUAGGAGAUGAUGGAGCAGAACCAGGCAGCUACGUCACUCCACCUGUACUCUCCGUCCAGCAGAGGUCUCGCACAUCUGGGUCCGACACUGAUGACAGUGAAGACUGGAGGGACACCAGCAACACUGUGUUGUGUUCAAAGCCUGUGGGGAAUCCUGAAGUCAGUCAGAAGAGAGAAGAUGCCAAAAAUGUCUCGCUGAGCUGCUCCAGGUGUGGGAAGUGUUGCUCUUCCAAGUCUGACCUGAAUCUGCACGAUUCAGCCUGCAGUCAUGAAGGAUCUCUGUGUUGCUCUGUCUGUGCCAAAUCCUUCACGACCAGAGAACAUCUCAGCAUUCAUAAGAGGAGCCACAGAAGGCAGAGCAUCUUCUCCCGCUGUACGCUGAUCGACGCUGUUUACGCCUUCCCGAUUUUAUAUGACACAUCGUGCCCAUUCUACCGCGACCGACAGAAGAAGGAUCUGGCCUGGAGGAAAGUGAGCGAAAUCGUCAACAUUUCUGCGGAGACAUGCAGGAAGAAGUGGAAGAGUUUGAGGGACAUUUACCUGAGAGAGAAGAGGAAGGAGACUGAGCGGAGGAGCGGGUCAGCACCAGCGACUGGGAGUAAAUGGCGGCACUCUGCAGACCUGAACUUCCUCGACCCCUUUCUCUCCCCACGGGAGGCGUCUGGAAAUAUAGAUCGGGCAGUCCAGGAGGCUGAGGUCCCAGCAGCUGCAACAGCAUCACCAUCAUCAUCUGCAGCCGCAGAAGACGAGACAGCAGGAGACCUGAGGAGGAGCUGCUCCAAGAGGUUGAGAGAAAAGUCACCGCAGGUGGAGAGGCCAUGUUUUGAAGCCCGUCGCCGCUGCCAUUCGCCAGCCUCACAGCUUCCUUCGAGUCUGUCGGAGGAUAAAAUGUUUCUAUUGAGCCUGCUUCCUUCACUGCAGAGAGUGGCGCCACAGAGAAGGGAGCAUGUGAAAUUUCAAAUACACAAAUUAAUCUACGAAUCCAGCUCAGUGCAGCUGAAUCCGGAUCAUUCCGAAGCCUAGGUUUAAUCGAGUCCCUUUAUGUUCUGUGCUGGGAUCGGACUGACUCUGUUCGAUCUACCUUCAUUCCUCCGCCAGGCAAGGUUCUUUCACAGACAAGUCAAGACAGGCA
Synchiropus splendidus (mandarinfish) is the source of this 2385-nucleotide messenger RNA. Its product is annotated as oocyte zinc finger protein XlCOF8.4-like. The record is from RefSeq and is a predicted model, not a curated record. The transcript is spliced from 4 exons. Gene Ontology annotation, molecular function: DNA binding. Gene Ontology annotation, cellular component: nucleus; transcription regulator complex. Bases 939 to 2276 code for a protein of 445 amino acids. NCBI's taxonomy places the organism in Eukaryota, Metazoa, Chordata, Actinopteri, Syngnathiformes, Callionymidae. Gene Ontology annotation, biological process: regulation of transcription by RNA polymerase II.